Molecule: messenger RNA, 3518 nt
Organism: Platichthys flesus (European flounder)
Lineage: Eukaryota; Metazoa; Chordata; Actinopteri; Pleuronectiformes; Pleuronectidae
Gene: rad54l
Product: RAD54 like
Exons: 19
Coding region: 1178-3400 (740 amino acids)
Biological process (GO): reciprocal meiotic recombination; double-strand break repair via synthesis-dependent strand annealing
Cellular component (GO): nucleus
Molecular function (GO): DNA translocase activity; ATP-dependent chromatin remodeler activity; ATP binding
Source: RefSeq, a predicted model, not a curated record
CAAGCAACGAGGUGCUUCGAUCCAGGGCCUCUGUGGCCGCACCAUGGAUUGCGGUUUGUGGAUCGCGCACCGGGGGUCGCAGGGGGUCGCAGUGUGGCGGAUUCUGAGUCAUGUGGGCUGAUCGUGGUGCUGGUGGCGGACCCUGUGUCGCGUUGGCAUUGGGCACGGGCGGUGGACCAGGACCGCGGUGGUGGCUCGUGAUGGGUCCUGGUGGGCGGCGGUGGACGGUGACUGAGGACUGGAGGGGGGUCUGGUCUGGAUGGUGGAUCGUGGUCUGGAUGGUUGCUGAGCAUGGACUGUGCUUGCAGCGGGACUGCUUGGCAUGUCAUGUUAGGGUUGUCCUUCGGGAUGUCUACCCUCAUCAAAUGCUGCUAGAGACUUUGAUUAUUGAUGAUGUUCUCCUACACGUGGCAUCUAUUGCACUUCUGUCCGUCCUGGGAGAGGGAUCCCUCACAUGUGGCUCUCUCUGAGGUUUCUACGUGUUUUUACCCUGUUAAAAGGGUUUUUAGUAGUUUUUCCUUACUCUUGCUGAGGGUUAAGGACAGAGGAUGUCACACCCUGUUAAAGCCCUAUGAGAUGAAUUGUAAUUUGUGAAUAUGGGCUAUACAAAUACAAUUUGAUUGAUUGAUUGAUUUUGUUGCCUGGCCUUAUUGGCACACUUUAAUGAGAAUUAAACAUGUUUCCUCAUCUAGGAUUUCUAAGGACUUUUUAUUAUGUUGUCCUGGACACCUCAUAGAAAUGAUCUAUGCUGACAUUUUUUAUUUUACAAUUAGUUCGAUUUUUGGCUCCAAAAUGAGCUACUUUCCCUGGACUAUUAACACAGUAGCAGCGAACAUCCCAUUCCAAACACUCAGGUUUGAAAGGACAGUGCAGUAUGGUAUAGGGAUUGCAAUAUCAGCUGUCUCCCAGCUGGCGGCGCACUACAGCAGGCACACAACAGUUAGUAUGACCUUUUGGGCUUGCCGUACUGUUGUGCAACAUUUAGCGCGAACUUUGAUAGAAAGUUCGCUAGAGAAAACCGGAGGGGUACCGCCGUGUCAUUCUAAUGAAGACUGCUAUGAGAUCUUCACAGGACUGACAGCAGCUGAGGUGAACGUCACUAUCUGAGGGCUCUACCUCUCGCAGAUCAACAUGGGAGUGACGCGUUUCCUGGGCAACAGGCGCUGAACGUUGGAAGAUGAGGAGGAGUCUGGCUCCCAGUCAGGUCGCUAAGCGGAGGCAGGGAGGUGACUCCUGUGAGGACGAGGAGUGGACAUGUAGAACCGAGAAAAAAAGAAAAAGAGAUAAUGAGAUGAGAGAGAACCAUAUUUCUCCUUUCAGAAAGCCUCUGACUCAGCUCAACAGCUGGCCUGCAUGUGUGGAUGGUGAAAAACAUGAGGCAUUUAUUCGAAGUAUCCUCUCCAAGCCAUUUAAAAUCCCAAUUCCAAAUUACACAGGGGCACUGGGAAUCCGGGCACUUGGUCUGAAGCGUGCAGGAGUGAGGAAAGCACUUCACGAUCCCUUUGCAGAGGAUGCUUUGGUUCUUUAUGAGCCCCCGAAUCUGAGUGCUCAUGACCUGAUAAAAGCUGACAAAGAAAAACUUCCAGUCCAUGUUGUCGUGGAUCCAGUUUUAGGAAAAGUGCUCAGACCCCAUCAGAGAGAAGGGGUAAAGUUCCUGUGGGAGUGUGUGACAGGCAGACGCAUCUCUGAAUCAUAUGGCUGCAUCAUGGCUGAUGAGAUGGGCUUGGGGAAGACUUUGCAGUGCAUCGCCCUAAUUUGGACCUUGCUACGCCAAAGCCCUGACACUAAGCCAGAGAUAGACAAGGUCAUUGUGGUUUCACCUUCUAGUCUAGUUCGCAACUGGUACAAUGAAAUAGGAAAGUGGCUGGGAGGACGCAUCACACCAGUGGCCAUUGAUGGAGGUUCAAAGGAUGCAAUCGAUAAGCAGUUAGUGAACUUCAUGUCUCAGCAUGGUUUGAGAGUUCACACCCCAAUCCUGAUCAUAUCCUAUGAGACCUUUCGACUGCACGCUGAGGUCUUACACAAGGGCAAAGUUGGACUUGUCAUUUGUGACGAGGGCCAUCGAUUAAAGAACUCUGACAACCAGACAUACCAGGCCUUGAAUGCCAUGAGUGCACAGAGGAGAGUACUGAUAUCAGGCACGCCCAUCCAGAAUGAUCUGCUGGAGUACUUCAGCCUGGUCCACUUUGUUAAUGCUGGAAUCCUUGGCACAGCUCAGGAGUUUAAAAAGCGCUUUGAGCUUCCCAUCCUGAGGGGUAGAGAUGCAGAUGCCACUGACAGAGACAGACACGCUGGAGAGGAGAAACUCAAGGAGCUCAUCAGCAUCGUCAACAGGUGUCUGAUCAGGAGAACGUCUGAUAUCUUGUCGAAGUAUCUCCCUGUGAAAAUUGAGCAGGUUGUAUGUUGCAGGCUGACUCCUCUGCAGACUGAGCUCUAUAAGCGUUUCCUGAGGCAGGCCAAACCUGUUGAGACGUUACAGGAGGGCAAGAUAAGUGUCUCCUCCCUGUCUUCCAUCACAUCACUCAAGAAACUGUGUAAUCACCCAGCACUCAUCUAUGAGAAGUGUGUGGAGGGUGAGGAGGGCUUUGACGGGGCACUGGAUCUAUUUCCACAGGGAUACUGCUCUAAAGCCGUGGAGCCUCAGCUUUCUGGGAAAAUGCUGGUUCUUGAUUACAUCCUGGCAAUGACAAGGACAACAACUAGUGACAGAGUGGUGCUCGUCUCCAACUACACACAAACACUGGACCUCUUUGAGAAAUUAUGUAGAUCUAGAAGAUAUCUCUAUGUUCGAUUGGAUGGGACAAUGUCCAUCAAGAAGAGGGCCAAGAUUGUGGAAAGAUUCAACAGUCCAUCAAGCCCAGAGUUCAUCUUCAUGCUGAGCAGUAAGGCAGGUGGAUGUGGCCUGAAUCUGAUUGGCGCUAAUCGCUUGGUGAUGUUUGAUCCUGACUGGAACCCGGCCAAUGACGAGCAGGCAAUGGCCCGGGUAUGGAGAGACGGCCAGAAGAAGACCUGCUACAUCUACAGACUGCUCUCUACAGGGACAAUCGAGGAGAAGAUCCUGCAGAGGCAGGCCCAUAAGAAAGCCUUGAGCAGCUGUGUGGUGGAUGAGGAGCAGGACGUGGAGCGCCACUUCUCUCUGGGUGAACUCCGAGAACUCUUCACGCUCAACGAGGAGACCAGCAGCGACACACAUGACAAGUUUCGUUGUCACCGCUGUGUGAAUGGCAGCGAGGUUCGGCCUCCUACAGAGGACUCUGACUGUACCAGUAAUCUUUCCCAGUGGAACCACUGCUACAACAAAAAGGGCCUGAAAGACCAGGUGCUAAAAGCCUCCUGGGAUGCUGCAGUGUCCUUUGUCUUCCAUCAGCGCUCUCAUGAGGACCAGAAAGGUGUUGUGUAGCAGGAGGAACACAACAGACGUCAUAUAUCUCUACUACUUGUAUAUAUGGAAACUGUAUUUAUUUGAUGUUGAGGUUUUUUUCUGUUGUUUUUUAAACAUUAAAACAUUUGUUAAAACA